GGCUUUAGUAGUACAUGCCUUGCGCAGUGCAUGGUGGGACAGCAUUCCAGAACGCCCCCCUCCCUAGGAAAGUCAGUACUGCAAGCAGCCAACAACAACAAGAACACACCACAGCUGCAUGUGACUCCAGUUUCUUCCCUUGGGAGGACAACCAAAGCAUGGUCAGCAUGUUCCACCUGGGAUGGCUCGGUGGUACCGUUUUCAAUCGUUCCGUUUCGACUGCAGGCGCGGUUUUCACCGAUGUUCGCAGGUAUCUCGGCCUACUAACCUUCACCGAGCGCAUGAAAGACCAAUGGCGUAAGGAACAAGUUUUACUAAAGGAGAAACUUCUUGAACAAGAUACUGAAGAAUGGCAACAUGCUGACGAUGAUACCACGCUGUUUCAUGGGCUUAAGUAUGUGGCCGGCCUGGAUCUAAGCUAUACUAAAGAAAGUUCCGAGAAUGCUUGUGCAUCCCUUGUUGUGAUGUCAUACCCUGACCUUACGGUGGUGUACUCGGACUGCACGCCCGUACAAGUAACCGCGCCUUACGUUCCCGGAUUCCUGUGCGCUCGCGAGGUAGGCUUCCACGUGCAAAUGGUCGAGAGGCUACGACAGAGCGCUUCGGAGUACAUGCCGCAGGUUUUACUCGUCGACGGGAACGGGAUGUUGCAUCCGUCGGGAUUCGGGAUCGCCUGCCAUCUUGGCGUACUUACCGACCUCCCCACCAUAGGUGUCGCCAAAAACCCCUUCACAGGGUUUGACGGUAUGACCAAAGAAAACCACAGGACUGUUUCAGCCGAACAGUUGAAGAAAGGCGGAGACUCGUUCUUGGUUGUGGGAACGUCCGGAAAGGUUUACGGUAGAGCGCUGCUCAGUAAAGACGGGAUCACGUCGCCCGUGUACGUAUCCGUUGGACACAGGGUAACGCUGGAUACGGCAGUGAAGCUGGUAUACGCAUGCUGUCAGUACAGAAUACCCGAGCCGAUACGACAGGCUGAUAUCAGGUCUAGAGAGUAUAUACGACAACAUUUUGGUAGUGACAGCACAACUUAAGGAUAGAGGAGUUAUGGGUCAAAUGUAAUUGCAAGAAAUUAUUCACUACAAAUUUAGUACAGGUACACAAAUGUUUUCUCAAUGAACAUUUAUUCUGUGAAAAUUGCUUAAUCUAGUUAUAUUAUGUAAAAGUUUCUAUUUAAGAUUCUAAUGACUACUUGUUACAAAAACUUAUGAAUUUUAAUCCUCAGGUACUAUAUGAUCAAUACAGAAAUCUUUGAAACUGACAUGACAUAAGCUAUUGUUUCAAAUUCAAUGUUUUGAUAGUCUGAACAUGACAAUAAUUUAAAUAGAUAGGUUCCUUGCUACAAGCAGAUUUCAAAAGGACUCUUAAUGAGUGUUUGUGAUACUGGCUAUUCCUGUUGUAAUACAAACUUAGGGUCCAAAGAACCUGUCUGAGUUUUGAAAUAAAUGUAACAUCUAAUGGAAAUGAUAAAUUGUGUUUAGACAUCGGAAAAUAAUUUCAUUAGGUUGGUAGAACAUAGGAUAUAGCCUAGGAGAACUAUUUUUCCACAAUCAGUUUGUAAAGACAUUUUUAGAUGCAAGCCAUAUACAUGUAUCGUUAACAGUGGAACAUAAAUACAAAGAAAAAACACAGUGCAAAAUG
Molecule: messenger RNA, 1641 nt
Organism: Branchiostoma floridae (Florida lancelet)
Lineage: Eukaryota; Metazoa; Chordata; Leptocardii; Amphioxiformes; Branchiostomatidae
Product: endonuclease V-like
Exons: 2
Coding region: 15-1034 (339 amino acids)
Biological process (GO): DNA repair
Cellular component (GO): cytoplasm; nucleolus
Molecular function (GO): single-stranded RNA binding; RNA endonuclease activity producing 5'-phosphomonoesters, hydrolytic mechanism
Source: RefSeq, a predicted model, not a curated record